Molecule: messenger RNA, 426 nt
Organism: Perkinsus marinus ATCC 50983
Lineage: Eukaryota; Perkinsozoa; Perkinsida; Perkinsidae
Exons: 3
Coding region: 1-426 (141 amino acids)
Molecular function (GO): protein binding
Source: RefSeq, a predicted model, not a curated record
AUGUCGGUCGUGACGUGUUCACCGCUGCUGGAAGGGGGAGCUACCUCUACCUUGGCACAAUGGAGUGUUGGAGGGGAGAGGAAGGAUGCGGUAUUGGCAGUAGCUGUUGAGGAUAGCCCAACUACAGCAGAAGUGCUAUUGUUCACUGUGGAAGGCGUUCGGGCCCCAUCGUCCGAAAGGAAGGGACUAACUACUCUAUUCGUAGGCUGGCUUGAUGGGGCCCUGCAGAGGAUCGACAUGGCUGAGAGUGUGAGUGUGAAGCAAGAGGUUGAUGUGGUUGAGAGGAGAUCGGUCGAUGGGGACCACGAGGUGCACAUAGUUGCCGGGGAGUGUUGCCCAGACGGGCGUAGUCUCGUCACUGCCACCAGCGAGGGAAGCCUCACUAUGUGGGACGUGGAUGAGCCUGCUGGGAAGCUCGAGAUGUGA